Neltuma alba is the source of this 1435-nucleotide messenger RNA. RefSeq names its product polygalacturonase-like. The coding region runs from base 1 to 1197 and encodes 398 amino acids. Gene Ontology annotation, biological process: carbohydrate metabolic process. The record is from RefSeq and is a predicted model, not a curated record. Gene Ontology annotation, molecular function: polygalacturonase activity. Lineage: Eukaryota; Viridiplantae; Streptophyta; Magnoliopsida; Fabales; Fabaceae. The transcript is spliced from 4 exons.
AUGCCACAAACUGCGUCUUAUCUUCUUCGUCAUCCAUUACCAGUGCUUCUCUCCUUCUUCUUCUUCACCUUCGCCUAUUGCACCAAACCUCUCACCACCUUCAAUGUCGUCAGUUUUGGAGCCCAUCCCUCCGGCGAAUUCGACUCCACCAACGCCUUCCUCGCUGCAUGGUCUCAGGCAUGCCGUUCUCGUUAUCCUGCCACUAUCUUUGUCCCGCGGGGAGUGUUCCGGGUGGGACACGCUCGCUUCCGAGGGCAAUGCCACAACAACGACAUCUCUAUAACCAUCGAUGGCACGCUCCUCGCUCCUUCCGACGACUUGCGGAGCAUCGAAGAAGAGUAUUGGCUGCUGUUUGAGCAUGUUGAUGGUGUUUCCAUCAACGGUGGAGUGCUCGACGGCCGAGGUGCCCGCCUGUGGGAUUGCAAGAACUCCGGCGGAAUUUGUCCUCCGGGAGCCACGACAUUAGGAUUCAGCAACUCCAAGAACAUUCACAUCAAGAGCUUGACCUCCCUCAACAGCCAAAUGUUCCACAUAGUCUUCAACGGGUGCCGCAAAGUUAGAGUGAAAGACGUGAAGGUGUUGGCGCCGGGAAACAGCCCCAACACCGACGGCAUUCACGUUCAGUUGUCAUCGGACGUCAACAUCGUCCACUCCGAAAUUCGCACCGGCGACGAUUGUGUUUCCAUCGGACCAGGCACCUCAGACCUGAGGAUUGAACACGUAGCUUGUGGACCGGGUCAUGGAAUUAGCAUUGGAAGUUUAGCGAGGGAGCUGAACGAACCUGGGGUGCAGAGGGUGACGGUUAAAGCGGUUAACCUGACGGGUACUACCAAUGGGGUGAGAAUAAAGUCAUGGGGCAGGCCCAGCAAUGGAUUUGUACAGAGAAUCGUCUUCCAAAACAUAGUCAUGCAGGAUGUGCAAAACCCCAUCAUAAUCGACCAACAUUACUGCCCUGAUAACUUCAAUUGCCCUCGUCAGGCUUCGGGGAUCGAGAUUAGGGAUGUGAAGUACAAAAUGAUUUGGGGUACAUCGGCUUCAGAAGUUGCUGUGAAAUUUGAUUGCAGCUCGAAGCAACCUUGCAACUCGCUCAGGCUGGAGAAUGUCAACCUGACCUACAACGAACAAGAAGCCCAGGCUUUCUGCAAUAAUGCCGCCGGCACCGCCUCCUCUUGGGUCCGCCCAGAAAGCUGCUUGUAGUGUAGAGAAUCUUGCUUCUUGUCUUCGUCCUUAGACUUCCAUUACGGGCUACUUUUAUUUCAGCUGGAGCGUGGCCUAGCUUGCAACUGUGAUGGCCCAUUAGGAAGCCCGAUCGAGUAUCUGCGGCUGAUCUUAUGUACUAAUUCCACGAGUGUAUUAUACAUAUAGAUUUAAUGCUAUACAGUAUUGUUUUGCAUUUCAAUUUAAUUAACACUGUACCCAUACUAUUGAAAACAAA